This is a messenger RNA of Schistosoma rodhaini, 3365 nucleotides long. Lineage: Eukaryota; Metazoa; Platyhelminthes; Trematoda; Strigeidida; Schistosomatidae. The record is from the annotation of a GenBank genome assembly.
UCUUCAUUUACAAUUGGUACUAAAAAGAAUAAUGCACAUAUUUAUUGGCACACUUUAGUGUAAAUACACACACAAACAUACAUAUACAUAUGUAUAUGUAUGAAUAUGUAUGUUUGUGUGUACAGUUAUUGAACUAAGCAAUUACUACCGUUUGUACUGAUUUAUCUCUUGACGAAGACAACACCAACAAAAAAAAUCCUUGAAUAAAUUACUGAAAACUAAAAAGUGACUAUUAUAAUUCAAAUCAUAGUACUCAAAUCAUAAAUUUUUCAUCAUUAAAAUCAUACUGGAAAGUUUGUUUAAACUAAUCUCAGUGAUUAAAAUUUUAAAUCAGUCAUUCCAACGUUUCGUCCAACUAAUUUAUCUGGACUUCUUCAGUUUUAUCAUCUUUCCUCAAAAAAAAAUAAAAAAAUAAAAAACUUAAAAGAAUCUAUGGAGCGUAUUUCAGAUAAGAAAAAUAAAAAAAAGGAACGAAAAAAAAGACAAAAAAAAUUUGGAUCUUAUACAAAUCAGUAGUAUAAUGAUAAAAAAAACUGAUCUAAUAUUCAUUGGAACUAUGAUAUUUGCUAUUUGAUUCUCCAUGGUAACUAAUAACAUUAAUUAUUAUAGUUAAUACAUUUAUUCACAAGAAUGAUAUAUCAUUUAAUGAUAAAACUAUAUUAUACUAUUCUAUGGUAUUCUAUUCUAUGUAUAUUCACUAAUUUCAUUUAUAUUCCAUCUAUUUCAACUAAUACUAUGAAUAAUAAUAAUGCGGAUAUAUCAGCGAUUUCAUCAUUGAAACCGGACCAAUUAAAAAUUGUUAAUAUGAAUGAAAAAGAUGCAAUUAGUCGUUUAUAUGGUGAAUCAUCAUUAAUGAAUAUAAAUAAUAUGAAAAUAUCAUCGAAUCAAUUUAAUAUUAAAACAUAUGAAUUUAAAUUAAAUGAAGAAAUAAUCUAUACAAAAAAUAUACCUAAAUAUCUAAUACAACCACCAUCUAUUAUUUAUACAACUAAAUGGCAACCAGCUAUUGUUUAUUGUGUUGCUGAACCAGUGAUAUUAUUAUAUAUAGUAUGUGUUACUAAUACAAUUCAUUCAAAUAAACGAUAUGAAUACCCUAAUAAUAAUAAUAAUAAAAGGAAUAUAGAAUUAAUAAUGAAUCAAAUGAAUGAAAAAUUGAAAUAUAAUAUUAAUAAUGAUUUAAAUAAACAAAAACGUAAAACAAGUAUACGUUUAAUUGAUGAAAAUACAGUAGAAGAAUGGUUUGGUGAUUAUUGGUGUCAAUGUGAAGCAUGGAAUAAUAUUAUUGAAUUAGGUGAACCACGUGUAAAAAUAAGCAAUCAAACACAUAUACGUAUUGCAUAUUUAAACAAACGUUUUAUAAAACAUCCAGAGUCAACAAGAAUACCACUUGGUUGGACUGUGGAAUUCACAUGUGAACCACCAGAUGGUAGACCAAUACCAAAGGUCUAUUGGAUGAAGAAUGGACGUAAACUUGAAGUGAAUCAUUCGCAAGAUCCAAUGUCAAAAUCUUUAAAACAAACAAAUAAUAUUUUUAAUUAUCAAAUUAUAAAUCAUGAUUUAAAUAUAAAUGAUUCUGGAUUAAUUAGUCGUUUAAUUAUACGUCAUACACAUUUGAAUGAUGAAGGUGUUUAUACAUGUGUAGUUGAAAAUCUAGCUGGACGACGUAUUUCAUCGAAUGCUCAACUUACAAUACAUACUGAUGGACAUUGGUCAACCUGGUCACCAUGGUCAAAUUGUCCAGAUUAUUGUGUAAUAUCACAGGCUAACUCGACAAUGUCACAAUUAUCUAAUCAGAGUAAAAUUUCAGAAUAUAAUAGUAAGUUGAUUUGUUCUACGCAAUGUCGUCAAUCGUUUGGAAAACGUACAAGAUGGUGUAAUGCUCCAGAACCACACGGAGGUGGGAGAAAAUGUCAUGGUGAAAAUACUGAACAUCUAUCUUGUUACGAUAUUUGUCUAAAUAAUUUGACAAAUUCUCAACAAAUUUAUCAUUCUAAUGAACAUUUCAACAAUAAAACAAAGCAGUUAACAACAUUAGAGUUCAGUUUAUUAUUUAGUUUAGGAUUAGCUAUAUUAUUCUUUAUUAUUGCUGCUAUCAAUGUAUUAUAUAUUCUUAUAAAUAAAUGGUGCCCAAUCCUAUUCAAAUUAUUAUUACCCAAUGAAACAUCAUUAUUAACCAUGAAUCUAUUUCAUUCAUUUAUUCAUUGGUUUAAAUGUAAACAAACAAUGAAUAGUUCUAUGAAAGAUUUAGAUUCAAUUGAACAAUUUAUGGAAUAUAAAGAAGAAAUUAGUCAUUUACCAAAUUCAAAACAUUUAUUUAAUACAAAUAUAGAUUGUCAACAAUCAUUACAUUAUGAUUGUGUUAGUUUAAUCUCAUUGAAUAAAUAUGAUCAUAAAAGUAUGAUAUCAAUGAAUCAAAUUUAUAAAGAUUAUACAAUUCAUCCUUGUGUUGAUUCUACUUCAUAUAUAGAAAACUUCAAUCUUGAAAGAGCAAAUUACCAAUUUAAUGAUAAUAAUUACUGUGAUAAUUCUGUGAAUCAAUUUCAUAUGAAUGUACCAAUUCAGUCAAAUCCUCAAAUGAAAUUAUAUAACCAUAUCAAUACAGAAAGAAAUACAUUUAAUCUACCAUUGUAUUUAACACAUAGUCAUAGUACACAAUUCAUUAAUAAUUUACAAACACUAGAAGGAUUCAAUCCUCAAAUAACUGAUAAUCUAUACAAUUUAAAUCGUUCAUUCAACCAUUUAAAUGUGUUAUUGAACUCUAGAGAUGUAUUUCCUAAUUCAAUCAUUAAUCAAAGAUACUUUUCAAUUCCAACAACUUCAAUGCUAAACACAAAAUUAACUACCAUGGAAGAUAAUGUCAGUCCUUAUUUUUCUAUAGUCAUAUCACCAAAUCAAACUGAUAUCAAUCCUGGUUUAACUUCAUUGGAUAGUCGAAGAAGAACUAAUCUUAUUCAAUCUACUGCUCCGAUAUCAUCCUAGUCAUCAGUAUGUGAAAUUCAACUUUGGAUUAUUAAUGACAAUUCACUCUUAUAGGUUGUAAAUUGUGGUUUUAUCGGAUAGAUUAAUGUAUGUAUAUGUGUAUAUAUAAAACUAUGUUGGUACUGUAGAUUGAAUGAGAAUUAUGUGAUAUUAUUAAACAGGAAAAAUAUUUUCCAUAAAUUCAUUUACGCACAAAAAAAUUUCCAUAUCUAUGUACCGAUGUGAUUUACACGCAUUUUUAUUUGACUUAUUUUAUCUACUGACUUAUUUUAAAGUAGUAUGCUAAUAACUUCAAAAUUUUGCUGUAAUGAAAAAGAUUCGUUAUCUGUUCUGUUCAUUUUUCUUUUGGAAAUUACUGCACUUUCCUCAAAAAAAGAGUAUUAUUC